Colletotrichum lupini is the source of this 150-nucleotide messenger RNA. RefSeq lists its product as uncharacterized. Lineage: Eukaryota; Fungi; Ascomycota; Sordariomycetes; Glomerellales; Glomerellaceae. The annotation marks the transcript as partial. The record is from RefSeq and is a predicted model, not a curated record. The transcript has a single exon.
CUUAUUAAGUUUACUUAUUUUAUUUUUUAUAAAGAAUUUAGUACAAUAAAAAACUUAGUAUACGUAUUUAUUAAGGUUAUACUUUUAAAUUACGGUUUACUAAAAGAAAUUAUCUUUAAUAAAAAUAAACUAUUUAUUUCGAAGUUUUAA